This is a messenger RNA of Aspergillus sclerotioniger CBS 115572, 2202 nucleotides long. RefSeq names its product aminoglycoside phosphotransferase family protein. Bases 92 to 1807 code for a protein of 571 amino acids. The transcript is spliced from 3 exons. Lineage: Eukaryota; Fungi; Ascomycota; Eurotiomycetes; Eurotiales; Aspergillaceae. The record is from RefSeq and is a predicted model, not a curated record. Gene Ontology annotation, cellular component: mitochondrion.
GCCCUUCAAGGUCAAUCGAUUAAUCAAGCGCAAUAUCCCUCCUCAUGCUCUUUUUUUAAACUCAGUUUCCGGUAUUCUUUGCAGUAGUAGGAUGAAAAAUUAUUCUAUCAAGACACGAACGUUUUUCGGCUCUUUACGGCCUCGAACUUUUCGCUUUCACAAGCUUGAGAAACCACAGCACGCGAGCGCUUCGACCAAAUGUGUGCAACAAUCAGAUGUUACUGUUGAUGGUGAACCUUUCCGGUACACUUCUGGAAGAUGGAUCUUCAAUGAACAUCUCCGUCUUGCAGAACGAUUCCUUGAGUUUGAUGUGUCCGCCCUUCAAAAUGUUAUUUCUGCUGCAUCUCGCCAUUCGAUAUCCGAUCUUAGAGCCUUUAGAAAACUAUCAGAAGGCGGAUUCAACCGCGUUUUUGAGGCCACUUUCAGCGAUGGGAAACAUGUCAUUGCGCGACUGCCAUACCCAAGUACAGUACCAGAACACUAUACUGUAGCGAGCGAAGCGGCAACUUUAGACUAUCUUCGUCUGCAUGGUAUUUUCACCCCAGAGGUGUAUGCGUGGUGUUCGACGAAGGCAAAUCCUGUUGGAACUGAGUAUAUCAUUAUGGAAAAGUUGGAUGGUAUCCCACUCGGCGACAAAUGGUUCACAUUGACACCAAAGGAACAACACAAGGUCAUGAAUCAGAUAAUUGAAUGGGAGGCGCGAUUGAUGUCGCUGCAGUUUCCUGCGUCUGGAAGUCUCUACUAUACUAAAGACCUUUCAUCUGAGAGCAGGGUACAACUCGCUGAACCCAACGGUAUGGCGUUCUGCAUAGGACCGGCAGCUCACUAUAGCUGGUGGCAUGACAAAAGGGAUCUAUUGAAUAUCGAUCGCGGCCCUUCUGGCGAGCGUGAACUGGCCUGGACGAAAGCCUAUGCAAAGCCUCGCUUGUCUUAUGACCGACUAUAUAGGGAAACCUAUCAUUUUAAACCUCUAUCACCCGAUAGUCACAUCACAGAUCUCACCAACUAUCUUAAAAUGAUACCCUGCUUAGGGUAUGCAAGCGACUCAACUUUGAAUCGACCUGUCAUGCGCCACCCAGACCUUCAGCCAAACAAUAUUCUCGUUUCCGAUGCCAAUGACAUACUUGGAAUUAUAGAUUGGCAGCAUUGUUCUAUUCUCCCUCUCGGUAUUGCUGCUGGAAUACCAGCUCACUUUCAGAAUUAUGGUGAUCCCGAAUCAGAGAUGCUGAAACAACCUCAGCUUAGUGUACCUCCAGAUUAUGACUCUUUGCCUAAAUACGAGCAAGCAUCGUUACUAGAGACUCGGCGCAAACGAAUGAUACAUUUUCUGUAUGCUGCCUUGACCAAAAGACUAAAUAAAGAGCAUUAUGAUGCCAUCUUCGAUCAGUCUGUUAUCCUCCGCCAACGACUCUUCAAGAACGCCGGUACGCCCUGGGAGGGAGACUCGAUAUCGCUGCGAGCAGAACUCAUUCGCUCGAUACAGAAUUGGGCGACAAUUACCCAGACCACCGAUCCAAAUCAAAGUAAGAGCGUUCCUCCGGCCACUCCAGUGGAUUAUUCGGAGGAGACUGUCCGGGAAACCCUUGAUUUGGAUGCUCGUCAAAAAGAAGCUGAUAUCGCAAUGGAACAAAUGCGAGAUGCCUUAGGUGUUGAUAUUUUGGGUUGGGUACCCAAUGAUGAUUAUGAUGCUGUUAAAGGAGUGGCCCAUGACAUGAAGACCAAAAUGCUCCAAGCGGCUGAGACCCCAGAAGAUAUUAUCGGAGUCCGAGAUCAUUUUCCUUUUGAUGACUUCGAUGAAGCUGCCUGAGGAAUUUUUCAAAUUACUUCAUUAUUUUUCGUCUAUUCAUCGACAAUACUAUUGUUCGUGACGGCACCAAUGGCCAACAUGUUCCAACCUGUCAUUUUGUCAUUGUGUCUCAUCACAUCACAAAAACCACCUCACUCCUCCUUCCCCUAUCCUUCCCCCUCUACAACUCCCUCUCAAACCUCUCCCCCAACACCCGUUCAACCCAUCCUUCCACCUCCCUCUCCAAUUCCACGUCCGCCUUCCCAAGCACCCCCCGUCUCAUAAACCGCCUCCUCCCUAUAUUGAUAUCCCGGUUUCCACAUGGUAAAAUCAGGGUCAACAAGCAACGAGGCGGGCUUGCGCGUGUACCUUCAAACAGUAUCUAGCUAACUCUCGCGGCCACUGGCAUUUACUGG